Messenger RNA from Microstroma glucosiphilum, 804 nucleotides. RefSeq lists its product as hypothetical. Gene Ontology annotation, cellular component: ribosome. The transcript has 3 exons. Bases 104 to 724 code for a protein of 206 amino acids. The record is from RefSeq and is a predicted model, not a curated record. NCBI's taxonomy places the organism in Eukaryota, Fungi, Basidiomycota, Exobasidiomycetes, Microstromatales, Microstromataceae. Gene Ontology annotation, biological process: translation. Gene Ontology annotation, molecular function: structural constituent of ribosome.
CCCACAGGCGCACAUACGCAUAGACACAUUCGUCGCAUACGCAAAGCCAAUCUCCAUACCUCGAUAUCCAAGCACAAUUCAUCACAAGCGAGCUUUCACCACAAUGGCAGCUCGUAUGGCAUUCUCAUCGUUGCGACCUCUGGCUAGCUCAAGUCGUCAGCAGCUCCGUACCUCCUCCCUUCGCCCCUCAUCGGCGUUGCGAUGUCUCUCCACAGGUGCUGAGCCCUCGGCGGCCGUGUCCCCAGCCUCCAGCCCUGCCUCCCCACCCCCAGCUACUGGCUCUUCCCCCUCGGCGUCUACCUCAUCUUCUUCAAGCGCAGACCCCAAGCUGAGCAGUAUCGUGGAUCAGAUUGAGCAAUUGACUCUGCUGCAGGCCAGCGAGCUUGUUGCUCAGCUGAAGUCUCGUCUCAAUAUCCAAGAGAUCGCCAUGCCCUCUGGAGGCGGUGCAGCUCCCGCAGCAGCCGCCCCCGCCGCCGAAGCCGAGGAGGAGAAGCCCAAGGAGAAGACUGUCUUCACUCUCAAGCUCCAGGGUCUGAAGGACCCCACUGCAAAGGCAAAGGUUAUCAAGGAGGUAAAGGCUCUCAACUCGUCGAUGAACCUUGUAGAGGCAAAGAAGUUUGUAGAGAGCGCACCGCAGGUCUUGAAGGAAGGAUUGAACAAGGAGGAUGUGGAGAAGUUGAAGACGGCGAUUGAGGCAGCGGGAGGUGUCGUGGAGAUUGAGUAGACGAGACGGACGGACUUCUGGAUUUCAGCGAUGCGUUGUGGUCUCUUCCUGGGCGAAUGCUACACACUUUCACAGCUCAU